Molecule: messenger RNA, 4928 nt
Organism: Uranotaenia lowii
Lineage: Eukaryota; Metazoa; Arthropoda; Insecta; Diptera; Culicidae
Exons: 8
Coding region: 1429-4248 (939 amino acids)
Biological process (GO): ATP generation from poly-ADP-D-ribose; carbohydrate metabolic process; nucleotide-sugar metabolic process
Cellular component (GO): nucleus; cytoplasm
Molecular function (GO): poly(ADP-ribose) glycohydrolase activity
Source: RefSeq, a predicted model, not a curated record
UCCUUUCGGUUCGACGACAGUUUUUCCUCAAUCUUCGUCGCGUUCGGUCGGUUGGCUCGUUUCGGGUGCGUGUGCUCUUUCUUCGUGCGUGCGGGUGCUCUUCUUAGUGGGUGUCUGCCUGUGCACCAUUCACUCUUUUUCCCUGCUCGGGAUUUUCUUUUCAUUCUGGAUCUUUGCCAUCGCUGAGUGUUUGUUGGUCACACGACUUUAAAUCUGCAUUUUCAACUUUAAAUAUCUCUACGGGUUUCAGUGUCCGACUGUCGUGCUUUUUUUUUCUCAAGAUCCUGCACAUCGGUUGGAUUUCACCUUUCUUUGAAGUGGAUCGUCGACGAUCGAGGUAUUCAAGCAGAUUGAAAGUGAAUUUGCACAAAUCGAAGUGAAUAAUUUGCACAGUGCUAGAAGAAAAUGGUUAGCAAUUAACCAAUCUACAGAUCUACGAAUGGGAAAUUUAGCAAAUCUCGUCUUCUCGAGGUCGAAUGUUUGUCAUUGUGAACGUGGCUGCUUCAGCUCACAUUAGUGUCGAGAUAAAUUCGUUCGGAAUCGCCCCACAGGAAGUGCUCCGCGAAUGUAAAAAUUCCAAGUUUCAAAAUUUGCAGCUUCGAAAAAAUGUUGUGACUGGGAUUUCGAAAUUCUAAGGCAAUAUUAUCUGCGGCAUUUGAAAUCAACAUACAAAAGUGCUAAAGUUCGCUAGAAGGAAAAAAUACCAGAGCAAAUAUUUCACCAAUACCAAAACACCCACAACACAUCGGCUCAUCGAAAUUUGCGGAUAUGCUAUCUGGGGGAUGGUGAUUCCUACUAGCUGAGGAAAAUCUCUCCCGCGCACUCGCUUCCACUAGCCCAGAGCUAGCUAGCCAGCAGUCGUAGUAGAGAUAGUGCGGGUGCCGAGAAUUUUUCCGAAUUUUCAUCUCACUGCCACAAGCCCGAUCCGACACGAACGUUGUUGUUGGCUGUUAAGUUUGAGUGUGGCGCGACAGAAGCAGCCGGAGCAGUCCGAACAACCGGAUCGGGGCAGUUUUUCGUCGUGAAACGAGCCAAAGUAGAAACCGGCCGUUAGUGCCGGUGGGAAAAAAGGGACGACGGUGGACCGAGAGGAAAAACAACGAUUUCGCCUAUUAGCCAAAAAGUUAAUGUCUUGUUUUGCGGGACCGCGUCGACGAGAGGAUUUCGAGUGUUGAUGUCUACCUACAUAGCUAGCGGAGAGUCGAGUGGAUUUUGACUUUUGGGGGGGAGAUGUGAAGUGAAACGUGCUCAGGAAGCCGGCAAAAUAUUGUAGUUAUAUCAAUACGCGUACCGACUUAUCAGCAAACAAUCUUGAAGGGCUUCCCAUGGCUUGAGCAGCUACCUCGAGGAAAGUGAUUGGAUUGGAUCAAAAACGUAAAUUCUUGGAGCCGGAGCGAUUGAGUGAGGAGCAGAAAUAUCCGAUGCACCAUGGCGCUAGUGAUGUUACCUUGCGAUCUGCCCUGGUGGUCCAACGUGCAGAAGAAGCUGUCACAGAUCGAAGAAACGCCCACCCUGGAAGUCAUCCUGGAGGUGAUGCAGAAGUUGCACGAACUAUGCAACGUAAGUCUGGAUCCGGAUGACGAUGGCAAGGACCACGCGGUAUUCGAGGGCCUGAAGCACUAUGUUGAACAGACGCUAGGCGAAGAAGAACGGAAGCACUUUCUACAGCGCACCGUGCGAAGCAUUGCUCGACAUGCCAAGGCUCUCAAGUUGCACCGCCCACCGCGAGGUCUCAGCUUUAGUCUGCAGCAGCAGACGGACUGUUACGAGUUGAGCUACCGGCUGGUGGCCUCCCUGCUGGGUAACGCAUUCUUCUCCACAUUUCCAAAACGCACCGAGAAGACUCACCCGACGCUACAAGACUUCAAUUUUACUCAUUUUUUUAGUGGAUUAGUAGAAAGUAACGUACAAAAGGCCAAAUUUAGGAGCUUUCUCAACUAUUUCGAUUGGUUGGAAGACAAUCCGGAUGUACUGAACGGAACGCUCAAAGUUAGUAGAAAAGUGAUGACUGGGAAACAAUGGUUAACAAUAGAAGAUUGGUUGGAAUGCGGGUUACCUUUAUGUGAUGUUGAAAUCAAACACGAGGGACGUUUGGAUAAAGCUAGCUCCGACACCAUGCAGACGGUGUUUUCGAGUGCUCGGCUAGGCGGAGACGCGUUGAGUGCUGGCGAUUCACAGGAAUCGUUACAAUUUUUUACAUUUCCCGAACUAUUGGCUGUUUUGUUAUACGUAGAGGCAUUGGAAGACAAUGAAUCGUUACAAAUAGAGAAUGCUCAUCACAUGUCCCGGAUAAUAGAGCCGAAGGGCAGAGCAUUGUUCGAAAGGAUAGAACAGCCCAAAAAGACCACGUUGAGUUGUAUUGAUGCGGAGAACUAUCGCACCCUGCCGUCGCAGCAGUUCGAAGAGGAUGAUAUUUUGCGAGAGUUGAACAAGUGCCUUCUAUCGUUCAGACAGAAUACAACCUGUCCUGUGGUGGAACCAAGACCCAGUGAGAAGCAGCGACCGAAUCGAUUAGAGCAGCUAGAAAAUACCUCAAACAAAGGACGUCUAUCACCAAUUGGUGAAAAAGAUCGAGAAGGUUCAACGCCGGGAUCACCAGAUGUGUGUACAACUGUAUUCAUUACUCAAGCUACAGAAAAUUCUAAACGUUCCAGCAGUGACUCGAACAAACUUGAAAAAGACAUCAACAAAAGACGAUCGUGGCUCUCACCGGAACGACCUUGUGGAGCUCUUUCGAACUGUUCGACGGGAUCGACAAGCGGGGUGCUAACCGGUGGCCACAGAGGCCGAUUCAUAGUUCUAGGAUCAUCCGGAGAAUGCCUCCCUGUAAAUCGACACCCAUUGCGAAUUCCCAUCCAAAAUGAUUCCUAUUCCAGUUGUGAGUCCAGCAAUGAUGAAUUUCACAGCGCUCGCGACAGUUUCGAUGAGGACGAUGAAGAUGGCUUGCGGGCCAGGAAGUAUUCCAACGAUCUAGACACUCCGGAAAGGAGAUUCACAUUUGCUCAGAGGCUUCGGGAAGCAUUACAAGACAAUAAACUACCGUCGGCGAGUACCGAGGAAGGCAGCUAUGCGGUAGGAAUCAGUGUAACCGGGUCCCAACCAAAAGAUCAGAACAUUCGUGUCAAACGUGGAGGGUCGUGUGGGUUCGUGCUUGAUGGAUCGAUGGGAAGCACUUCCGAGGAGCGAGAUUGGUUCGAUCGAUGUAAAAAGAAGCAGAAUGGUUUGCUGGAACGAAGGGAAACAAACGAGUCUUCCAGGUACAGUUUCGAUUCAGAUUUGGGAUCGGAGCUGGAGGAGGUGUACGAGAAAUUUGCCAAGUGGUUAGAAGAACCGAUCAGUGGUGAUAAGCCGAAGAAGCUGGACGCUCGAGACGAGGCCGUGCUCCGGUUCGCCAAUUCGCUACUCAAGCGAACGUUGAGUGAAAGCUUCGUAGGAAUUCCCCUCACGGACGACGCCCUCAGCGGGGAGAAAGGAUCAGACGGUACCACUGUCCGUAGCAACAUCAGCCAGCAAGAUAAGGUAGUACUGAAUGUGAGGUCCCUGUCCCUGGAACUGGCCAAACACAAGCACAAACUAGCAGCACAAUUGCGCAAUGAGUAUCUGGCCCUGGAACCGGCGAAACUGUUCAAAUGUCCCAACAUUCAACUGACUCAAGCCGACCAGCGAAAGCUGUUGCAUCGAUUGCGAUCGAGUAGUUCGAUCUGUUCUACCACAUCCGGACCGCAGCCGGUGAUUUCGACGAGACCGAAAAAGAAAACACGAAGGCGACCGAUCGAGCGGCAAUCUUCGCUCAAAACUCGGCUGCAAAAUUACAAACCGAGCUGGUCAGUUUCCUACUAUCAGGAUGUUAAGUGCGAAGAUGUUACCCUAAAGAUAUCUCAGAUAGCACAAAAGCGAACGUUCAAUGUGAACCUUCGACCAGUGGCAACCGGAAACUGGGGCUGUGGAGACACGAAACGGGGAGAUGUGCAGCUUAAGCUGGUGAUCCAAUGGAUGGCUGCCAGUGUUGCCGGAAUUCCGUACCUCAUCUACUACACCGCUGGCAGUGAGAAACUUUCGAAGCUGGACACAGUUUGUCGGGUGUUGAAAGAUCGCAAAUGGACGGUCGGUGAACUGGCGGCAGCUACACUAUCUCACGCCAAGGACAUCCUGGAGGAUCCCUUGUACUACAACAAUGAUCGAAACUACAGCUCAUUCUUCGACAAGCUGAUCCGCUUGGAGAGAGGCACCUCAGGCCAAAUUCAAUAGCGAGGUCCGGGAACCAAUGAUGAUUAGUUAGAACUCCAAUAUUAAUGGAUUAUAAGUAAACAAAACAGCUUACAUUUUACAUCUAACUUCUAUAUACAGAAAAGACACCAUCUUAACAGUAAAGGAAAGUUAAAAAACAGGAGAAAAACAUCUCAACAUCCCUGGCGUUGCUAAAGGAAUGUAACAGAAAAGCAAUAUUUAUUGUUGUUAUAUAUAGCUUUGUACUAUUGCAAGGUAGAAAUUGUGUUUUUUGUAAAUGCAUAUACAAAACAGAAUAACUUAGCCACAAACUGAAGAUAAAGUCUUCCUGCGAUGACUUAUAAAAAAAACAUUAAAUAUGAUAUAAACUGUUAUACAUUUUACACAAUAAGCCAUUCGAAAGAAAAUAAAACAGUCGUAAUUUUAGUUUCAUUUCAAGUUAGCUAGGGUUUAUGGGGGAAAAGACUUAAGUAAUUUUUGAUUAUCUGCUGAAUAUAUUGAGUCCUUUUUAGUUCUAAGGUUCGUAACACAAACCAGGCCAAAUGUAGCUAAACAAAAUUAAAUUUAUAACUCAAUUGUAGUUUCUGGAAAGAUUAUCACCCGUAUCAUAUACAAAACCAACCAACAAUAAACUUUUCAGCUAGUGGUUUUUGUUUCCGUUUCGAAUAUCCAUAGUUUAUGACCGUAAUAUAUUAAUCUGU